AUGGCUGCUCUUAGGAGAAGGCUAACUGUAGUCGGAGAUGACUGCUGUGGUAAGACGUGCCUCCUCUUUGCUCUGUGUCACGAACAGCUUCCCAAGUCCUACGAGCCAACCGUGUUUGACGCUUACACCACUGACACAGAGGUAGAUGGCAAGGAGGUGAAACUAAUUCUCUUCGAUGUGGCAGGGAAGAAUGAAAUCAGUUACCGAAACCUCCGCUCAGUGUUCUACAAGGGCACCGACGUUAUUUUAAUGUGCUUCUCUGUGGACAGGCCUGACUCGCAGCAAAACAUCCUUGAUUUUUGGCUUCCAGAAAUCAAACUGUUCUGCCCCACAGUACCUGUUAUUCUGGUGGCUACCAAGAUAGACCUAAGGGGUGAUGAAGGUGUUAAGAAACUAACUACUCCAGGCAACGAGCCAAUUAAUGCUACAGAAGGAAAAGCUUUAGCUGCCAGCAUCGGGGCAUAUGCUUACCUGGAGUGUUCUGCCAAGACAAAAGAAGGUGUUGAUGCAGCCCUGGAGAUUAUUAGCCAAUGUGCAUUAAAUGUGAAAAGGAGGCGAAAGAGGCACUGCAGGCACUGCCGAAUUUUGUAAGAGGAGUGAACAUUAUUUUGUUGUCAGAUUUCAUGAUGCGUAGAGCACUUGCAGGCAGAAGACAUGAAGUAAAGGGAAUGCCAACAACCACGCUCUCCGCUUUGCGAGUCAUUAACAAUCUGGAAAGAGACUGAGACAUGCUGUCAGCCUAAGCAGAAAAUCUCAGAGGCACGGAGAUGGACCAAAAUGGAAAGACUUUGGGUGCAUCUCCGCACUCCUCGCUCCUCUGAAGCACUGAUCGCUGGCAGCCCAGGGAACUGAGUUAUGGACUGACAUUAAAGGUGCAAGUCUGGGAGCAGGUAAAUAAUGUGACUGCAGGAUUUGAAGGCACAUGCCGUAACACAGUAAGUGAAGAGAGGAAUGUUUUAAGGUAAACCCCUUAUGAUUCUGAAGUAACGGUACAGGGCUAAUUGAGCAUAGCUGUCAUGAACUAGGGGAAUAUGGAAGCCUACCACUUUCUUCUGCUGACUUCCUUGGUGGUGGCUUCAUCACCUUGGCAGCUUGGCUACAGUUUCCCAGGGGGAAACAAAAUGAGAGUAACCACAAAUUUCUAAACUGAUGAUGCUACCUGGAGCUGUACACCUAGAAA
Messenger RNA from Egretta garzetta (little egret), 1180 nucleotides. Its product is annotated as ras-like GTP-binding protein RHO. Gene Ontology annotation, molecular function: GTPase activity; GTP binding. The record is from RefSeq and is a predicted model, not a curated record. Bases 1 to 591 code for a protein of 196 amino acids. Gene Ontology annotation, biological process: small GTPase-mediated signal transduction. The transcript has 2 exons. Lineage: Eukaryota; Metazoa; Chordata; Aves; Pelecaniformes; Ardeidae.